Messenger RNA from Pseudomassariella vexata, 1392 nucleotides. Its product is annotated as Brix domain-containing protein. The transcript has a single exon. Bases 1 to 1392 code for a protein of 463 amino acids. Gene Ontology annotation, molecular function: rRNA binding. NCBI's taxonomy places the organism in Eukaryota, Fungi, Ascomycota, Sordariomycetes, Amphisphaeriales, Pseudomassariaceae. Gene Ontology annotation, biological process: rRNA processing; ribosomal large subunit assembly. The record is from RefSeq and is a predicted model, not a curated record. Gene Ontology annotation, cellular component: preribosome, large subunit precursor.
AUGGCGAAACGAAGAACAAAGAAGCGCACCCAUGUUGGUGCCAGCAACCCCGAGACCAAUGCCCCGGGCCAUGCGACCGCCAAAAAUCCCAAGAGCAUGGUGAUCCGUAUCGGCGCAGGCGAGGUUGGCUCCAAUGUCAGUCAAUUGGCAAAGGAUGUCCGUCAAGUCAUGGAACCUGGUACCGCAACUCGAUUAAAGGAGCGCCGUGCGAACCGCCUACGAGACUACGUUACAAUGACCGGCCCAUUGGGCGUCACCCACCUGAUGCUCUUUUCGCGUUCCGAGACGGGCAACACGAACCUGCGCAUGUGUCUGGCGCCGCGAGGCCCGACCCUGCAUUUCCGAGUCGAGAAGUACUCUCUGUGCAAAGACGUCAGGAGGGCGCAACGGCAUCCCAAGGGCGGCGGAAAGGAGUUCAUCACGCCGCCGUUGCUGGUCAUGAACAACUUCUCCACGCCCGGCGCCGACGCCAACUCCAAGGUGCCGAAACACCUGGAGAGUCUCACUACCACCAUCUUCCAGUCGCUGUUCCCACCAAUUAACCCAACGACCACCCCGCUGAAAUCGAUACGACGAGUCCUGCUCCUGAACAGAGAACCCGCAAAGGACAAGGACGAUGGGUCCUUUGUCAUAAACUUCCGACACUAUGCCAUUACCACCAAAACCGCUGGCGUGUCCAAGCCUCUGAGGCGACUAAAUGCUGCUGAGAAGCUGAUCGGUGCCAAGAAGUCACGGAAAGGUGGUGUGCCGAAUCUGAGUAAGCUGGAGGAUAUUUCCGACUUCAUGAUUGGCGGCGAGGGGGGUGAUGGGUACAUGACGGAUGGCACGAGUGGCAGCGAGAUGGACACGGAUGCUGAGGUUGAGGUUCUCGAUAACGCACCAAGGAAAGUGCUAUCAUCCAAAGCGCGGGCUGCCGCUCUUCAAGCACAGAAUGGAGAGGGAAACGACGACGUGACCGACAAAGUGGAGCGCCGCGCCGUGAAACUGAUUGAGCUGGGUCCGCGCAUGAAGCUGCGCAUGAUGAAGGUCGAGGAAGGCAUGUGUUCGGGCAAAACGAUGUGGCAUGAAACCAUCACGAAAACCAAAUCGGAGGAACAAGAGUUGGAGAGGAGGUGGGAGAAGAAGCUGCAAGAGAAGGAAGCAAGAAGGAAAGAGCAGAAGGCCAAUGUCGAGAGGAAGAAGAAGGAACGUGCUGCCAGUGGCGCGAAAAAACAAGAUGACGAAGAAGAUGAGAUGGACCUCGACGGCAAUAAUAGUGAUCUGUUUGACGAAAUGAUGGAAGAUGGGUUCGACAGUGAAGGGCUGGAGGGGGAUGCUGAGGAGGCCAUCAUGGCUCAGUCGGCAAAGGGACGCUUAGAAGAGGAGCAAUGGGAAGAUGAAGAUGACGAAUAG